AUGGGACUUGGCGCCACGCCCCGGGCAUUCAGAACGAAUGGACAGACUACACCCAAUGUAACAACUACGAGGUGAGCUCAUUACGCCUUCCUUUCUUUGUGGGGUAUCUUGUCGUCAGCGCGCUGUCCGCUGUUAGCGAGGUGACUCUAAGCGACGGUGACAGUACACAACAAAAAAAAACAACAAAAAAAACAAAAAAAAGGCCAAGUUUCUAUGGUGACCGCAGAGUAAAGGGGUGGGUGGAAGGCAGGGACGUCGUUUGGGUAGGACAUGGAGGAGCAUUUGCCCCCCCCCUCCCCCACACACACUCCCUGAUUGUGUCAAUUUUUUUCCCAACUAGAUAUCAGUAUCUAGGAAAGCAGAUCAUCAAACGUAGCAGAAAAUAAGUAAGGAAAAAAUAUUCAUUUCUUUAAAAUUAACAAUAGAAAACAUAAAUGACAAUCUGGCCAUUCUUAUUAAAAUGGCUGUGUACUGUGACGCCUCCAGUAAUAAACAACUCUACAAGCUGUCCAAGUUUUGGUUUCGAUUUCCUGUAAACAAAAACAACCUGAAAUGACGUCCUUGGUGUUGGAUCGAGGAGGUGUUCUGGUGUGCGCUUUUUAUUCUGAACUUUUAGACUCUAGAUGGAUCUUAUCAUUAAAGUCCAGCUAUUCAAAGCGGGAAGAACAUUAAUUAAAUUUGAGAACUGGGGCCUGGAUUAACUGGUUUGUUCUGGGUAGAUUCUCCUGAGGGCACAUAUUUGGCAACGGUAUUCUUAAGAUUUUUUACGGUAAAGAUGGAGAGGGAAAAAAAAUGUGUUUAGGAACAAUUGAAUCUCAUGUAAACGUCCGAUAUAAUUGUGAGUAUCGUGCUAUACAAGAGGUCAAUUUUCGUGUCAACUGUAUAUGACCAGAGGCGGAUCCGGCAGGCGACAACCAGGGACUUGCUCCCUGGUAGGAAACUAUUUACGACAGUAAAUUAUAUUGUGUCUUGGAAGCCACAAUAUUAUUUAUUGUCAGUGCCGAUUUAUUGUAAUUUCUACCGUAUUUUCGCGGAUAUAAAACGCACCCGCAUAUAAGACGCACCCGCAUAUAAGACGCACCCGCAUAUAAGACGCACCCACAUAUAAGACGAACCCGCAUAUAAGACGCACCCGCACAUAAGACGCACCUAAUUAUAAUACGCACCGGCAUAUAAGACACACCAAAUUAUAAGACGCACCGGCAUAUAAGACGCACCCGCAUAUAAGACGCACCCGCAUAUAAGACGCACCCGCACAUAAGACGCACCCGCAUAUAAGACUCACCCGCAUAUAAGACGCACCCGCAUAUAAGACGCACCCGCAUAUAAGACGCACCCGCAUAUAAGACGCACCCGCAUAUAAGACGCACCCGCAUAUAAGACGCACCCGCAUAUAAGACGCACCCGCAUAUAAGACGCACCCGCAUAUAAGACGCACCCGCAUAUAAGACGCACCCGCAUAUAAGACGCACCCGCAUAUAAGACGCACCCGCAUAUAAGACGCACCCGCAUAUAAGACGCACCCGCAUAUAAGACGCACCCGCAUAUAAGACGCACCCGCAUAUAAGACGCACCCGCAUAUAAGACGCACCCGCAUAUAAGACGCACCCGCAUAUAAGACGCACCCGCAUAUAAGACGCACCCGCAUAUAAGACGCACCCGCAUAUAAGACGCACCCACAUAUAAGACGCACCCACAUAUAAGACGAACCCGCAUAUAAGACGCACCCGCACAUAAGACGCACCUAAUUAUAAUACGCACCGGCAUAUAAGACACACCAAAUUAUAAGACGCACCGGCAUAUAAGACACACCAAAUUAUAAGACGCACCGGCAUAUAAGACGCACUUAAUUAUAAGACGCACCGGCAUAUAAGACGCACCUAAUUAGAAGACGCACCGGAAUAUAAGACACCAAAUUAUAAGACGCACCGGCAUAUAAGACACGCCAAAUUAUUAAGACGCACCGGCAUAUAAGACACACCAAAUUAUAAGACGCACCGGCAUAUAAGACUCACCAAAUUAUAAGACGCACAGGCAUAUAAGACACAUCAAAUUAUUAAGACGCACCGGCAUAUAAGACACACCAAAUAAUAAGACGCACCCGCAUAUAAGACGCGGGUUUUGACGAAUUGCGUCAAAAAUAUUUUGCAUAAGACGCACCUAUAGAAAAGCCGCACCGAGCAAGUUAUAUCAAGUUGUUUCCUUUCCUAUAUCAGGAAUGAAAAUUGAAAUGUCUCCAAUGUUUUAUCACCCGUCGGAUGUAAGCAAGGAUUCUUUACCAUUUUGAGUUUGUGGGUAGAUCAAAGAAUUGUUUGAGGCAACGAUUACGUGUUGAUUCUCAUCUGCCGCCGGGCCAGUAGCGGAUGAGUUGAGUACUUGGAAUACACUAGUAUCCAGAAUCCAGAAACAAUUAACGCCAGAAGUAAAGGCGGAUGUAUAAGACAUAGAUACCUAAUUAUAAGAUGAACCACAUACAAAACACAGGUUUUGACAAUUUGGGUCAAAAAUAUUUUAAAUAAGACGCACCUAUAGAUAAGACGCACCUAUAGAUAAGACGCACCUAUAGAUAAGACGCACCUAUAGAUAAGACGCACCUAUAGAUAAAAAGCACCUAUAGAUAAGACGCACCUAUAAAUCAGACACACCUAUAGAUAAGACGCACCUAUAGAUAAGACGCACCUAUAGAUAAGAUGCACCUAUAGAUAAGACGCACCUAUAGAUAAGACGCACCUAUAGAUAAGACGCACCUAUAGAUAAGACGCACCUAUAGAUAAGACGCACCUAUAGAUAAGACGCACCUAUAGAUAAGACGCACCUAUAGAUAUGACGCGCCUAUAGAUAAGACGCACCUAUCGAUAAGACGCAACUAUCGAUAAGACGCACCUAUAGAUACAACACACCAUAGAUAAGACACACCUAUAGAUAAGACGCACCUAUAGAUAAGACGCACCUAUAGAUAAGACGCACCUAUAGAUAAGACGCACCUAUAGAUAAGACGCACCUAUAAAUAAGACGCACCUAUAGAUAAGACGCACCUAUAAAUCAGACGCACCUAUAGAUAAGACACACCUAUAGAUAAGACGCAUCUAUAAAUAAGACGCACCUAUAGAUAAGACACACCUAUAGAUAAGACGCACCUAUAAAUAAGACGCACCUAUAAAUAAGACGCACCUAUAGAUAAGACGCACCUAUAGAUAUGACGCACCUAUAGAUAAGACGCACCUAUAGAUAAGACGCACCUAUAAAUCAGACACACCUAUAGAUAAGACGCACCUAUAGAUAAGAUGCACCUUUAGAUAAGACGCACCUAUAGAUAAGACGCACCUAUAGAUAAGACGCACCUAUAGAUAAGACGCACCUAUAGAUAAGACGCACCUAUAGAUAAGACGCACCUAUAGAUAAGACGCACCUAUAGAUAAGACGCACCUAUAGAUAAGACGCACCUAUAGAUAAGACGCACCUAUAGAUAAGACGCACCUAUAGAUAAGACGCACCUAUAGAUAAGACGCACCUAUAGAUAAGACGCACCUAUAGAUAAGACGCACCUAUAGAUAAGACGCACCUAUAGAUAAGACGCACCUAUAGAUAAGACGCACCUAUAGAUAAGACGCACCUAUAGAUAAGACGCACCUAUAGAUAAGACGCACCUAUAGAUAAGACGCACCUAUAGAUAAGACGCACCUAUAGAUAAGACGCACCUAUAGAUAAGACGCACCUAUAGAUAAGACGCACCUAUAGAUAAGACGCACCUAUAGAUAAGACGCACCUAUAGAUAAGACGCACCUAUAGAUAAGACGCACCUAUAGAUAAGACGCACCUAUAGAUAAGACGCACCUAUAGAUAAGACGCACCUAUAGAUAAGACGCACCUAUAGAUAAGACGCACCUAUAGAUAAGACGCACCUAUAGAUAAGACGCACCUAUAGAUAAGACGCACCUAUAGAUAAGACGCACCUAUAGAUAAGACGCACCUAUAGAUAAGACGCACCUAUAGAUAAGACGCACCUAUAGAUAAGACGCACCUAUAGAUAAGACGCACCUAUAGAUAAGACGCACCUAUAGAUAAGACGCACCUAUAGAUAAGACGCACCUAUAAAUAAGACGCACCUAUAGAUAAGACGCACCUAUAAAUAAGACGCACCUAUAGAUAAGACGCACCUAUAGUUAAGACGCACCUAUAAAUAAGACGCACCUAUAGAUAAGACGCACCUAUAGAUAAGACGCACCUAUAGAUAAGACGCACCUAUAGAUAAGACGCACCUAUAAAUAAGACGCACCUAUAAAUAAGACGCACCUAUAGAUAAGACGCACCUAUAAAUCAGACGCACCUAUAGAUAAGACACACCUCUAGAUAAGACGCACCUAUAAAUAAGACGCACCUAUAGAUAAGACACACCUAUAGAUAAGAUGCACCUAUUAAUAAGACGCACCUAUAGAUAAGACGCACCUAUAGAUAUGACGCACCUAUAGAUAAGACGCACCCUGUGUGCGGGGUACUUAAACUAUUGUAUAAGAGCCGUCUGAUAUACGCGAACAUACGGUAUGUGAUCAAUGUCAUUGUUAUGUCCUCUCUGUCAUUGUGACUGGUGUCCUUACUGUCAUUGUGGCUUGGGUCCUUACUGUCAUUGUGCCUGGUGUCCUUACUGUCAUUGUGACUGGUGUCCUUACUGUCAUUGUGGCUUGUGUCCUUACUGUCAUUGUGCCUGGUGUCCUUACUGUCAUUGUGGCUUGUGUCCUUACUGUCAUUGUUACUUGUGUACUUACUGUCAUUGUCACUUGUGUCCUUACUGUCAUUGUCACUUGUUUCCUUACUGUCAUUGUGACUGGUGUCCUUACUGUCAUUGUGGCUUGUGUCCUUACUGUCAUUGUGCCUGGUGUCCUUUAUGUCAUUGUGGCUUGUGUCCUUACUGUCAUUGUUACUUGUGUCCUUACUGUCAUUGUGACUGGUGUCCUUACUGUCAUUGUCACUUGUGUCCUUACUGUUAUUGUUACGUGUAUCCCUAAUGUUACUGUUUAUUGAACCCUUGUCAAUAUUUGUGCCACCCUUGUCAAUAUUUGCGCCACACUUGUCAAUAUUUGUGCCACACUUGUCAAUAUGUGUGCCACCCUUGUCAGUAUGUGUGCCACCCUUGUCAAUAUGUAUGCCCCUCAUGCCAUUUUUAGUGCCGCCUCUGUCAACAUUGGCGCCACGCCUGUCAUUAUUUGAGCGACACUAUCAAUAGGAGCGUGCUGUUUGUAAUUUGUUAAGAGCUAAGAUCACUCUUACACUCUGCUCUUAGGUAAUUGGAGAAUCAGAGCCGCACCUUGGGUGUAACUACUACUCCUGGAAAAAAAAUAUUUGGGGGGGGAGCGGAUUUAGCUAUUCAAGGUGUCUAAAGUUAUGAUGUUUUUAAAGUAAUGAAAUUAUUAACUUUGAAAAAAAAAUAAGGGAGGGGUGGGGGUGUACACAAAACCUAAAAGUGGCACGGGGUUGGGGUGUCUCAGAGGGACGCGCAAUUUCUCGGUUGACAAUUGUUUAUACAUCAACUAUUUGACUUAUUGGGUCAAUAGUAUUUUAACCUAGUUCUUAUCAUUGCGUAGCUUUGUGGGAUAACUUUAAUGAGUGUUUAAACCCAUAUCUAAACGUAUUUCCCCCCAUCCAACCCCCGCCCACAUUAAAUUCUUGUUGCAUCGAAAGUGCAGCUGUCACAUUCAUGUCUGCUGUUAAUAAAUAAAUUUAUCUAAUUAGCCAGGUAGGAAUACAUUCUUUUUGGCUUUCCUAGUGUUCCAUUUAUUACAUUUUUUUAUCACGUCAGACAUAUUAUAAAGAAUCCUAUCGUUAAACGAGUGAUAAAUGGUUUUAAUCAUCAGCAGUUAACAGGGGGUGUGGGUGGGUGGGGGGGGCAUAUUGAUGUUCGCUUAAGAGUGUACAGUUACAGGUAUUAACCCACUGCUUUUAUUGUGCUGUUAAGAGACACUCAUCCAGAAGAUUCGGUACUAUUUUUUCAGCCUUUUCCUAGCCUGUUACCAACAGUGAUAAUUGGAUGUCAAGCAAUAAAAAACAAAAAAAAAACAAAAAAAAAACAAUCCGACUUGAGUAACUGUUCUCGUUAGAUUCAAUUGUUUCACAUCCGGGCACAGGGGACUGACUGCGAACCAAAUGGCUUGUCACACUCAAUGACGAGCCAGAUUCGUCUUGAUGCAUGACUGUGAAUCUCCCGAAUCUAGUGACACGAUUGUGAUACUUGAAUUUUAAGUCUGGUGGAAGAGGAGUGGGGGGGGGGAGAGAGAGAAGGGAAGAAGAUGCGUUUUCCCUCAAAGCGGAUACGACGAAAUGGGGAAAAACUGGUUUCCCGCUUAAUACUUUCUCUGGACAACUUCAACAAGUGCAGAGUUACAUACCUUUUUUUGUAGUAGUCGCCUGGUGGCGUUUUGAGAUGUUCUUUUGGUAACUGAACAUUUGGGUUUCGAACUUGGGAUGUUAAUAUUUUUUGGUCUUUUUUCUUUAAUUUUCCCCCCCUCUUUCCUUUAUUCUAGCUCCUCAGCUUUAAGCAUCUGUGAUCCUGUCACAAAUCGCCCUUUACAAACUGUAAUACCCUCAUUAAAAAAACCCACAUAAUUAAUAUAAAUAAAUCAUAGCUCAUUAAGUUUAUUCAGAAACGGUGUUCUCAUUUAAAUAUAACACUGCAAAAAAAAAAAAAAAAUUACCCCCACCGAAAGGAAAAAAAACAAAGAUUUGAGGACCGCUGGUCUGGCUGAACGCUUUGUUAUUUUGUGCUCGCAUAGCGUGUCUGUUCCUAGUGACUAUUUUAUGACCGUCUUGUGACUUUGCCGCCCGUAAUAAUUUCUUUCUCUCUCGUUCGCAGAUUUACGGGGAGAUUCACACCGCCUCGGUGGCUUGUAACGUCAUAACGAUGAUCCUGCUGGUUCCGGCCUGCUUCAUCUUCCUGUACUUCAAGUAGGUCAUUCCCACCCCACCAUACCCGCCCAAAACACAAUUUUUUUUUACAUAAUCACCUCUUUUCCGGGGAGUUGGUGAGCAGGGCCCGUACGAUUGAGCCAUCUUAGAACUAGGGUAGAGCCAUACAUUUAUGUACAAGGUGAUCCGUCGCGUGGGCCUUUGCAGCCCGUGCGGCUAAGCGGGGCCUUAGGUACUGAAAGGUCCCAAGGAUAUGAUGGUAUGUAAAGUAUUUGAACGUUGAACUGUUGCAAGGUGCACAAAACCGAAAAUUAAGAGAGCGCCUCCAAAAAGGCGAGCGACGGCUCUGAGUAUAGAAUAAGGAAAAUGGUACUUAAACACAUAUUCACGAAGCCUCCUGAUUCUUCGACAUGCCCCACCCCCCUCCCGAGCACAGUCCCAGUUUAAGCAACCCUUCCUCGUAGAUGUAGCUUGACCUUUGAACUUUUAUCUUAGAAUGCUCAGGACAUCGGCCUCUACCAUUUUUUUUUCCUCCCCGCGAUGUAUGUCGACGCAAUGAAGGAGGAAACUUGCCACGAGGAACAACUCAUGUUCACAAAGUUGUCUAGACUGUAUUAUUUCAAUGUCCAUGCGUAAGAUUGAUAUUUCUACCCAGUGGCUCCGAUGAUAAUUUUCCAGUGAUGCGAUACAUUGCUACACGGGUUUGUGAUCAAUUAUUACCCUCCCCUUUCAAAUUAUCGGAAAUGACUGCGAUUUUAUAGACGUCAAAAAUUGUGCCGGAAGGUCACCACAGAAACGACACUGACCCCAUGCCACUGACCCCAUGUCACUGACCCCCUGCCUCUUUGGAAUAAUUCCCCCCCCCAAAAAAAAAAACACAAAAAAAAACAAACAAACAAACAAACAAAAAAACGUUUAAUUAAAUUCAGCUUGUGGAAGAAGUUAGUGUACAGAAUGGACUGAAAGAAUGAAGGUGUCAUGGCGGUGACAUGUAUGAUCUGAUCAAAUAUAAUUUUCACUUUGCGAAUAUGUAGCCUAAUUCAAAGACCCAUGAACCCUGGGUUUGCAGGACCGUGCGAAAGAAUGAGGGAGAUUCGAAGUGGGUGGCCGCUCCAGGCGACAGCCUCAAAGUGAGGGGGCGGCGCCAAAACAUAAAUUAUUGUUGUAUAUAAAUAUAUAUAUUUUUUAUCAUAUAUCAUUGUAUUGAUUUAUGGAUGAAGCAAGCCCCGGGGGGGGGGAGGGGAGGGGAUGUAUUAUCAGGCUUCACCCCUGGCGCAGCUUUUCCCUUACCUGGUCCUGCUGGGUCGUGACUUAAAUUUAGCCUGCUGGGGAUGGUCGACCCGGCACUACAACAUAAACUGCUCAGAACAGGCGAUAAUCCUCACAUGUUUGAUGCUAGACAAACGACUUUUGAAACGGUCAUACGGCAGCGAAAAAAAAAAUGUUUCACGGUAAGCACUGGCCAAGCCCUGGUCAAGCACUGGCCAAGCACUGGCCAAGCACUGGUCAAGCACUGGUCUGAAAGAACUCUGUAAAAUAAAACGUUGCUCAGGUGUCUGGAUGGCUAUUUGUCCAGCUACUAUUUUUUGCACAGUUUCGUGGGUGCCUGCAACAUCAUCUUACCACUAACGAGUAGUCACUUCUUCAUUUAUGUUUAAUUGUUUUAGUAUGUGUUACAACCCGAGGGAGACGUUUGUGUCGUAGUUUGAAAUCUCUUGUAGAUAACUGGGUGUUUUUUUUUUUUCUUUCUGUCCAUUCUAACCGGAUUCUCUUCCUGGUUUUGGCAUAGUUGGGCAAUCAAAGCAAGAUUUCAUUUUUGUUCAGUGACGAAAUUUCACCUUUACAAUAUAACGUGUUAAAUAAGUUGCCUUCUAAAAUGUUAAACACUCCAUUAUACGUCCAUGCCGGGCUACGCGAGAAACUCUAUCGCCGAAUCUUAAACUUAAAGCGUUUAUUUUAUAGAUUUUAUGUAGAGAAUAUAUAUCCGUCUCAUUUACAAAUAGUUUAUUAAGAAUUGGCAGUCCACCCGCCACAGACAAGACACGCUACCUGAGAAGGCCAUACAAAUAGAUGAUUCGAAGACACAUCCCGUCACCUCUCUUGAAAUCCUUGACGUCACCCUUGAUAAAACGUAAUACGUAACGCAUAGAAAAUAACAAAAUGAAAACGGCCCCUCCUUUUUGUAAAUCCUAACCUCCCCCCCCCCCGCCCUAAAAAAAAAUGUCCAGCCCUCGACAGUUCAUUGAUGAGAAUUGAUCUAAGUCAUGAGUCACACCCACACACCCAUGGACGCUAGUAAAGAACAAAAAAAAAAAGCUAUAAGUCAAAUACGUAAUCCCGGAAGUAGGACAUGUGCCACUAGAGACUGAAAACGCCGAGACAAUGUAGACUCGUGGUUGUCUCGCAGAUGGAUGGCGCCCCGAGUGGAGCUGAUCGCGCCGUUUGGUUUUACGGGUUUUCCAAUACUGCUGACACGCCCUAAACGAGUGAAUCUCGCGACUUGUCGCUCCAUUCACCUCGUAAAAGAAAAUUAACCAACCUUGACUGCGGCAGUGAUGUUGUUGUUUUAACGCAAGAGAAAAACUUGAACUUUUGCAAAUAAGUAAAUGUACCUUGACUUCAGGAAGCGUCGGACAAAGGCAUAGUUGCUCGGGGGGGGGGUUUGGGGGGGAGGAUCUGGUUACUUAACGAUUCUGAAUCAAUCAGCGUGUGGUUGACCUGGUGUAGACCGGACCAGCAAUGGUGUACCCCAUUAGUGAUAGCUUCGGAGAAAUUCGACAGGCAAGUCUUGGAAAAGAAGAAGACAAAGUAGAUCAUGAACUGUUAAAUAGCUUGUGAAAUAACUUCUGUUAUCUAAUAAUUAUCGUUGAUAUAAAGUUAGAUAUUUGUUGUUGUUUUAAAAAAAAAAAAACGUUGAUACGAAAUCUAACUUUUCCAUCGAAUAUGAUAACUGAUCCUAAUGUAUCAUACACAUGCAAUUUUGGCAAGUAAUGGAGGGUUUCGUUGAACGUGCAUCUUAAUGUUGUGCUAUGGAAAAAAUAUGGACCGAAAAAAGGAUGAAUAUGUAUGGAGAAUGCGAACCAACAAGGAAUGCAUUGUCUUUAUAAAGAUCCCACGCAAGUAGCAAAAAGUGUUUAAAAGGGCAUGAUGGGCUGGACACUUAGAAAGAAUGUCAAAUGACAGAGGAAUAAAGGGGGUGACCACCAAAACUCCAGAGGAAAACGACUCAAAGGCAGAUCUAGGGUAAGAUGGAUGGAUUAUGUGGAAAAGUAUCUACGACAGCUGGGUAUCCCCCAUACAUGGAAAAGAAAAAGCAUGAGAAGGAUGUGGUGAGGCAGGCCAAAGCUCUCUAUGGGGGCUGCAGCGCCACAGGGAUGGAUGGAUGGAUGUUGUUCGUUGGACUGUCAUCAGAUGUGAAAAAUUAUCAAAUACAUCAAUAUUAGAAAUGAUUCUUAACAUACUGUUAUUUUGUAUGGAUUUUCAAUUGUAAUAUGUUCAAAUCAUCUAUGUCCAAUUAAAGAAUCCUCAACCUAGCAUUGAAAUUUAGUAUGACUCUAAAGGAAAGCUUAAACUGUUAAGGGUUUAGCGACUUUAUUUUACGGUGUUUCAAAGUUUAAACAAGUGGGAGAACGAACCUCACCCCACCCCCCCCCCUCCACCCCACAAACCUUCAACCAACACCAGAUUAAAAAUCCCAUUUUUUAACAAGGAUAUUAUUUGGUCAGAAGUCUUACGCUGAAAUAUUGUUUCUUUCCUCUUCAGCAGCUUUCCCUUUAAUGGCGGUCCGCGGACCGUCACCGUUCCCGUGAGUAUUUUGUCGCCGGCCCGCACAACAUGAGUGGUCAAGUAAAAAGAAAACAAUAUUUAUAAACCUGGCACCGGCCUCUGGCGCAGUUUCGAAACUCGUCAAACGACGCGUCAAACAUGAAAGUUUGAGAAGCACUGGUCUACAGAUACCUGUGAUUCAUUCGGUCACAUUUUUCGUCAGGAAGAGGGAGAAGAUCACGUUCAGUAGAACCGGAAAUAUGAUCGCGCUAAUGGACUGCGAACACUGGAGAAGAAAAAAAAAACAAAGAUAUCUCGGUGUUUUUUUUUUUUCUUCCCCGAGUGGUACUUUCAUAGAUGGCAGUCCUACACCCACUUGCCAUUCAGUUGUCCUGCCAGGCUAUGGAUUCAACACCCGCUACAACUUCACGGCCAGUCCGAUGGUUCUGGAGAAGAAAAAAAAAACAAAGAUAUCUCGGUGUUUUUUUUUUUUCUUCCCCGAGUGGUACUUUCAUAGAUGGCAGUCCUACACCCACUAGCCAUUCAGUUGUCCUGCCAGGCUAUGGAUUCAACACCAGCUACAACUUCACGGCCAGUCCGAUGGUCUCGUGGUCACUUCUCUCUUCGGUAUCGAUCUUUUUUUUUUUACUCACUGACCCACAAAUAGCCCGUGCCGAGAAAUCACUGAGUUAAUCCCAUUGAUUUACCGGCGAGUGUCUCCCAAAUAUGGAUUGUGACGUUUCUAUUGGAGAGGGCUGGUCGGGACACGAGGUACAAUUAGGUUAGACAAAGCCGUUGAGGUAAUGGAGUCGGAUGUGGACCCGCUAGAGGUGUUUGUGUGUGUGUGGGGGGGAGGACCAUAACGUGGAGGAGGAGGAGGGGGUAAGUAAGUAUUCAAUGCCAGGAACUUCUUUGUUGGAAGCAAAAAGACAGCAUUAAACUAUGGUCCACAUAACCGGAUCACUCCACGAUGAAUCCUUAUGAAAAAGAAAUCAUCAUGUCAGCUGGCGGUCUUCAAAAAAAUUUGUCCUGGGGGGGGGGGGGCAUUCCUCCCCCACCCCUCAUGAAUUUGCAGAUUUUAUUUAAAUUGCUAUGUGCCGUCAAGUCGACCAAGUUUGGGUUCCCCCCACCCCCCUGAAAAAAAUUAAAAUGACGCCCCGGCCUACAACUUAGGGUUUGCGGGGCCCACGUUACGGCCUCCAAACCAAUUGAAAAUAUCAUUAAUUUACCCCGAAAACUAAACAUUUUCAUAGUUCACCAGUCUAGACUGGUUAGUCACUGCGUUAAAGGGGCAAACUUUUUGCUAAUUGAGAAACCUUGUUGCAACGAAAUUUUAAAGUUAUUUGUGUUAUAGAAUACAUGACCAGAGUUCUUUUUUAUUUAAUUUUUUUUUUUAUAAGCUUUCAACUAACAGCCUUUUCGAACUUCAAGGGCUACUUCAAGGGCUACUUCAAGGGCUACACAAGUCGUCUCUAACGUGCCAUUUUUGAAACGGAACAAAAUUGAAUUGACCUCAUUACUACUCCACGUUAUAAAAUGGAGUUCAGACUUUUGUUCUUCCUAUUUUUUUUUAAUGGACGCACAUUUCUUUUAACCUCCACCUAUAAUCUGUAUUAUUGAAAAGAAGGAAAAAAAAGAGAGAAAAGAAUAUAAAAACAUCUUUACAUAUUUGGGCUGUUUUUUUUUUCGAGAAACCAUAAAUAAGAUGACUUCUUAUUAAGAUUCAGAUUUUGAUUCAAUAUAUAACGGGUGAGGCAACCUUCGUCCCAAUUUUGUCGCUGGUGUAAUCAUCUUACUGAUAAGGGGAACGAUUAACGUCAGUGAAUACACAAAUGGUAUUUCCCAAUUUUUCAUUUACUUUACACUAUAAGUCAUUCCUACCAAAAGCCAUUUUUUAUUUAGUAUUUUAUUUUUUUAAAAGCACAGCCUAACGCUAUUUAGUCCUGAGAUCCCAUGAUAGCAUAUUAUAGGUAGAUAUCUAUUUUGCUGCACUCUUGAACGAAAAGUUUUCUGGACAUAGUGUUUUUGUCUGCGGCUUCCUUUAGGUUUAACGAUUGUGGGUGCCGCUCUUGAAGGAAAAACAUUAAUCAGAAGGUGAAAUAAUUGAUGCGUUUGGGAAUAUCAAGAACGAAGACCCGUUGUUUUGCUAAUCACACUAUAUUCUUUCCAAAAUGUAUGAUGCAGACCUGAACUUCGCGGAGGCGUGAAAUGAGCUGAGUCUGAGUGACAAUAGCGCAAUAACUUUCUAAAUAUAAGAGAUUCGUCCGUCGAGAAUCGACUAGGACCAUCGAGUCAUUCGGUGUUGGCUGACUGAUGACGUGCGCGGGUUGUUUCUUAAAGUGAGGAAGAGUUGCGCAGCGUCAACCUCGCCUCUCUCCACGCCGCUGGAUAACCCAAGGGAACAUCACCUGAUGAUACAGCUUGGCACCUGCACCAAUGUUAUCCACCUUCGGGACUCCACCUCCGGGUUUUUUUAUUUCUGAGUCUCCUUCUCUUAGAUGAGUUGCCCUCCAAGGUCAACGAGUCUCAUCCACCAACUCGAGAUUUGUCCUCAGUUUGCUCAGUACAGACCACUCGGCUUCCUUACAUAUAUAUAAAAUCACAAAUAAUAAUUCUCUGUGUAUGCAUGGCUGUUACGCUCUGUUCAAAAGGCGCGCAAAAUAAAAAUCACAGAAGUUAGCACUAAUUGGGAUGCUCACAAAGUGCGUUACUUGAAUGCAUUGUUUUGUGACGUAACUUUUAGUAGAUGGGAAGUUCACGCAUUACCGCCGCCAUUGCUUGGAGAGGUUAUUUCUAGGAAAAUGUAUACUAUCUGAACAAUGCGUAACUAAAAAUUGGGAAGGGGUUAGGCGUAGGGGACAAACUAAUAUUACCUCUCUUUUCAUUUCAUGCUGAGCGGUUUACUUCCACGCUUGUAAAAACCUUGUCAAUGGUUUUCAUUAUUUUUUUAAAAUCGCAUUCUUAAAUGUGUUGCUCAGAGCCACGGGCGUAGUUAGAGUGGGGCAAAUGUAGAACCGCUACAAAUCAGGAGGGAAAAUCAAUAUUAAGUACUGUAGAGAGGUACCGGUGGAUGGACAAAAACGAACCGCCCUUCCAAAUGCAGAAUAACUGGGUUGGCGGCAGGCGACUAAAGAGGUCCUCUUUCAUGCACCAGGUCGUGGAGCUGGAAAGGACAGUCGCCCUGCCCCAAAAUAGAGAAAGUCUGACCCUAAUACCAGUUAAUCCGCCAUAUGCGGAACCCUCACGUCCCUCUAUACAUUUGGCCUUGACCGAUGCAGCAGUGACGAAACGUACCCCUGAGCAUGUUCAGGAAGCAGCUGCCCUUGAGACCAUGGAUGUGUUCGUACACUUACCAGUGAAAGUGUUCACGGACGGCUCGGCCAACUUGAGAGAAAGAACUGCUGGGUAUGGUGCGCUCAUACUGUAUCCUGCGGGAGGACCACCAACAGAGGAGUUCUCGGGGCCCUGUGGGAUGCGCACCAAGCACUGCCCCUUGCGCACACAUCUCUGGCGGCUGGAUAACAACAGGGAUCCUACGUGCCAGCAUUGCAGCCUGGCCCCGGAGACCCUAGAGCACCUGUUGACCGAAUGUCCCUCACUAGAUCUCCCGGGGGAAGCCAGGGCGUUUGCAGGAUCCUUUUUGAGGAAAAUGUUGUAUGGCUCAGCUCAACAGAUGGAGUUGAUGUCCCAUUUACUAGCCGGUGUCAUAAGAGAGUAAUCUGAGACCCUCACCAGAAUAUGUGUGUUAGUUAGUGGCGCGGAUUGUUCGGUCCGCCACGGGCUGCACUCACUUAUCUUAAGGGGCGGAUUUGUUGUCCCACUUAUAUUUUAUAUAGCUUUUUAAAAAUAUGCAUUCUUUAUGCAUUGUGGUAUUCGUUAUAGUUGGGGGCGGCAAAAAAAGGACCACCCCCGAAUGUCCAUAUCAUUUCUACGCCUUAUUCGUUUUCUUGACAUCAUAAAACUUGUUAUUUUAAAUGGCUUUCUUUAAAAAAACAACAAAAAAAAACAAACAACUUCUGUACAUAAAAGGAAUGAAAUAAAAUUACAAUCAAAAUAAAAAAAAAUAAAAACCGAACCCCAAAAUCGAUAUGUAAAUUCACAUGUGAAUGAAUGUUUAAGAUGUGCUCCACAUAUCAGGCGAAUAAAAACUAAAUCUAUUAGGCUAUAUAUAUAUAUAUUUUUUUUUUCAAAAACGAAUACUCACGACACAAUCUCCCGAUGCAUCUCACGUAAAAAGAUGCCCUGCCUAAGGCGUCUGUUGUAAAUUUAAUGCAUUCGUUGGGUCAUGUGGUAAAUGUCAUGUGGUAAAUUUGCAGAAACAGAUUUUAUUAUUUUGAAUGUAACGGUAGAGCAUGAAAUUAUUUUAAAAUGCGCAGCUAUACUUAAUAAUAAGCUAUAAGCAACUCUGUGUACGUGGGGUAACCACCCCACCCCCCCCCCCCGCUUUAGCGCAAUUAUAAUUGGGGUCGAUAAAAUCGGGAUAGCGUUAUAGUGGGGUCGCGUUAUUUCGGCGUCGCGUUAUAGCAGGGUAGUGUUAUAGCGGGGUCGUGUUAUAGCGGGGUCGUGUUAUAGCGGGGUCGUGUUAUAGCGGGGUCGUGUUAUAGCGGGGUCGUGUUAUAGCGGGGUCGUGUUAUAGCGGGGUCGUGUUAUAGCGGGGUCGUGUUAUAGCAGGGUCGUGUUAUAGCGGGGUCGUGUUAUAGCAGGGUCGUGUUAUAGCGGGGUUGCGUUAUAGCGGGGUCAUUGGGAUUUUUUUUUUUUUUUUUUUUUUUUUNGGGGGGGGGGGGGGUUUUUGGGGUUUUUUUUUUUUUUUUUUUUUGGAAAGAUGGGGGAGGGGUCAUUUCAUUUUUAAAACUGGACAUUUCAAUCUCUUGUUGUCGGUGACGUAUGUCGUUUUGAAGUUGAACAAGUUUUGUAAAUUUUCUUAGUGCAUUUCUCACACUUUUAUUUCCCCAACAUACUUUGAAGAAAAUGAUUUUUCAUGUGUGAAAUCUGGUAAGUCAUGCCACAAGUUAUAUUCCCUUUAAGCUGCGCGGCUGCGCGGCCGCGCAGCUAUCUCACAGAUGCCGUGCAGCAGUUUUGAGUAACCGCGCAUCAAAUUUCCAUUUAAGUUUGUGUUUGUGGGCUGCAAAAUUUUGCACACAAAAAAUUUGAUGCUGUAAAACUUUGCACACAACUGAAUGAUUUUGCACACGAACCAGCAAACCUUAUCCCACAACCACGUUAUAUCCCAAUUUGCUUUGAAGUGGCGCACGUUUUAGCGGGGCUCCACGCUAUUACAUGUUGAACAAUUUAUGUCGGGGGACGUAUCAUCACAGUUUACGUUGUUCCUUUACAUAAUCAACCUAAAUGAUAAGUUCAAUGUUAAGUUCAAUGAUACGUUCCAUGAUAAGUUCAAUGAUAAGUUCAAUGAAACGUUCCAUUAUAAGUUCAAUGAUGAUAAGUUUUAUUUCUAUUUAUUUUCUCCCUCUGACACACACAGGCAACUGCGACAGCAGCAUCGGAUCCGCCUCCACAUCUGCCUCAUGCUGUCCUCCUUCAUGACCUCCGUCAGCAUGUUGGCCUGGGACCUGUUCAUCUUCCAGGACAGGCUGGCCACGGCGGAGAAGGACAACGCCGUCAUCAAUAAGAACGGGGUAGGUCCAGCAACACAUUCGUCGCUUGUGUUGUUGAUCAAGCGUAGCACCUUCAUCAUUAUCUGAAUACGUGGACCACCUAGAUCAUUGGGAUCAAGACAUGAGGGGCGGGCGGGGGGAGGCAACUGCUAUAUAUAAUAUUGUAGAGGGACCAUUUUUGCCACCAAUCUUAAUGUGUCAAUGGCGAGAUGGUCAAGUUGAUAGUUUUUUUGGCCGCAUGUUUGAACCCUCUCCCCCCCCCCCUUUCCACGAGUCCUUGACUCCCGAGUCCAUAGAACCGCGCACAAGAUCUUCUCUCCACCCCUACUUCAAGGGAGUGAUAACAUUUUUUUUGUUAACUUCAAAUCCUAGUUCCAAAUUUAACGUUAUCGCUUCAAAAUCUUAUUGAAACCCGUUACUGUUGUGAGUGUUACUGUGGGGAUUGUUACUGUGAAGAUUGUUACUGUGGGGAUUGUUACUGUGAAGAUUGUUACUGUGGGGAUUGUUUUUGUUGUGUGUGUUACUGUGGAGAGUGUUACUGUGGAGAGUGUUACUGUGGAGAGUGUUACUGUGGAGAGUGUUACUGUGGAGAGUGUUACUGUGGAGAGUGUUACUGUGGAGAGUGUUACUGUGGGGAUUGUUACGUUGGGAUUGUUAAUGUGGAGAGUGUUAAUGUGGAGAGUGUCACUGUGGGGAUUGUUACUGUGGAGAGUGUUACAUCGUGUCGAAGACAUGUUCAUGGUGAGCCUCACAUAUUUAUGAAGCCACACGGGAAACGUUGAUGCUAACAAGAUAAUAAAUUGAAUUUCAUACCGUUAAGUGUCACCAAGAAUUCCUCCUAUCUGAUAAAUAAAAAAAAAGUGAAGGAAAAACAACAAAUCCAAUUAGAAACCCGUCUUCUGCUUAGAGAUUAUCCAAGAUAUGAUUUCGUGUCUGGCAUAUAUUAACGUUUAAAGCCCCACCCCCCUCCCCCGAAAAUUGUGCACGGUGCAAAAAUAACAUUGGAUGAUUGCAUGCGUGAUUCUUUGAGACCUUCACUAUCGGGAAUGAGAUUUACGAAGCUGGGUGCAAAUAGGUGAAGUGUAUGAGGAAUUAAACAACCCAUAAAAAACAAAGUUUACAGUAAUCAUGCAACAGCGUCAGUUUAUUAUUAUUUUUUUUUUAAUGUGUAAAAGAAAGAGUUAACUAUAAAAAAAAAACCAAAGUUAAAUUAAAAGUUUUUUUUUAACAUUGCAGAGUCCAGAUGACAAUCCCUCGUUGUCUUAAAUGUUUGUAUUAUAUUUAAAUUUUUCUAAUGCCCCCCCCCCUCGGGGGCCCACUUCUUAACAGUACCAAGUGGUAUAAAUCGCAUAACUCACAAGUACAUGAAAUACCGAACACCGAAAAUGUUUCGGUUUUUCAAAAAAUGGGUUUAAAUAAUAAAUUUCAAAAGUUUGAAUCUCUGAUUGCCUGACGGUGCGGGCUGCCUCACAGGCAUUUACAUUAGCGCAAGGAAGUGUAUUUUAGAUAACGGCGUCACGAAGAAGAAGGAAUAAAUUUGAGUAAAUGGCAGGCGCAGGCAUAGGGCAGGAUCCAGACGAAGAUUUAGUGGGUCACAAUGACCGACAUAGAAUAUGGGGGGGGGGGAUACUGUCUUUGGCGGGGGGGGUAUAUUUUCGGGGGUUCCUAGCGUGAUGCUACUCCCCGGUUUAACUGCUUCCCAAAGCAAAUUAAACGAAUUUGCCAAAUUGUGUAUCCUUUUUGACUGAAGCCACCUCGAAGAUUUAGUGGGUCACCAUGACCGAAAUAGAAUAUGGGGGGGGGGGGAUACUGUCUUUGGCGAGGAGGGUAUAUUUUCGGGUGUUCCUAGCGUGAUGCUACUCCCCGGUUUAACUGCUUCCCAAAGCAAAUUAAACGAAUUUGCUAAAUUGUGUAUCCUUUUUGACUGAAGCCACCGGAAGAGCCAGGCGUCGGCCGCAAAUAAAUUUCGAUCAUAAGAAGUGCACUAACAUUAUCGGCUCAAAAGAAUCAUCGCCCUUCAUGUCAAUACAAAUUAAAGCGACAAAAUGCAUGGCAUCUAUAUUUAAUUUUUUUAACGUACCUUGAAUUGUACGUUCAAUCAAGCUUUUGCACUUCAGGUCGGCUGUAGGAUCCUGCAGCUCCUGACCAGGUACACCCAGCUGGCUGCCUUCAUGUGGAUGUUCAUAGAAGGGUUCCACCUGCACCGCCUGCUCGUGCACGCCUUCUCGGUACCGAAAACCUUGGUUCCAUACUACGUGUUCGGUUUUGGUGAGUACUAUUGAACAGCCGCAUAACUUAACCUUGGUGAGUACUGUUGAACAGUUGCAGAGCUUUUCUUGGUAAGUACUGAUGAUCAGUCGCAUAGAUUUACUUGCUGACUACUUUUGAAGGGCUGCACAGCUUUAUUUAGUGAGUACUGUUGAACGGCCGCAUAGCCAUACGUGCUAUGACAAUAGCCCACCCUAAACAAAACGUACAUAAUUUUUUUUUUUUUGUUUUUUUUGGACAAUUACAAACGUUUUGGUAAAAAUAUUAUUUUUUAUAUUUGAAAAAGAGUGGGUGAAGUUGAGGUGUAGGAUAAUAUCAGAAGCUGGAUCAAAGAAAAUCUUACAAAACUGAAAAUUAUGCCACAAAAAAGUAUGCCUUAGAAAAAGUAUUCAGCAGAAAAGUAUGCCACAGAUAAGUAUGCCACAGAUAAGUAUGCCACAGAUAAGUAUGCCACAGAUAAGUAUGCCACAGAUAAAUAUGCCACAGAUAAGUAUGCCACAGAUAAGUAUGCCACAGAAAAGUAUGUCACAGAUAAGUAUGCCACAGAUAAGUAUGCCACAGAUAAGUAUGCCACAGAUAAGUAUGCCACAGAUAAGUAUGCCACAUAUAAGUAUGCCACAGAUAAGUAUGCCACAGAUAAGUAUGCCACAGAUAAGUAUGCCACAGAUAAGUAUGCCACAGAUAAGUAUGCCACAGAUAAGUAUGCCACAGAUAAGUAUGCCACAGAUAAGUAUGCCACAGAUAAGUAUGCCACAGAUAAGUAUGCCACAGAUAAGUAUGCCACAGAUAAGUAUGCCACAGAUAAGUAUGCCACAGAUAAGUAUGCCACAGAUAAGUAUGCCACAGAUAAGUAUGCCACAGAUAAGUAUGCCACAGAAAAGUAUGCCACAGAUAAGUAUGCCACAGAUAAGUAUGCCACAGAAAAGUAUGCCACAGAUAAGUAUGCCACAGAUAAGUAUGCCACAGAGAAGUAUGCCACAGAUAAGUAUGCCACAGAUAAGUAUGCCACAGAUAAGUAUACCACAGAUAAGUAUGCCACAGAUAAGUAUGCCACAGAAAAGUAUGCCACAGAUAAGUAUGCCACAGAUAAGUAUGCCACAGAUAAGUAUGCCACAGAUAAGUAUGCCACAGAUAAGUAUGCCACAGAUAAGUAUGCCACAGAUAAGUAUACCAAGGUAAAAAAAAAAGAGAAGGAAAACAUUCCUAAAAAUGUGUUCUACAAAUGUUUUUGCCUUGAAGUUUUGAGUAUUUACUGAUAGCUUCAGCGCAAAUUGAAAGUCAGAGGCGGCACUCCUUAUGAACCAUUUUUGUCACAUCAUUUGUGCACAGGACGCGUUGAGAGACAUCGGUUUACAUGACUACAGCUGACUUGAGGAUGGCUCCGUCUGUUCAAAGACUUAAUGGAUCUUUUGUAAGAAUUAUGAAAUGCAAGAAGAAAAACAGUAAUAGAGAAAGAACGGACUACUAAAACGAUCGAAGGAAAAAAAAAAAUAAAAACUUGGAGUGGGGGGAAAUGGAAAUCAAUUCACAGAAAGAAAAAAAUAACCAUCAGGAGUGAAAGAAAUUAAACAAUUUUUAUGGAAUAAAAUGACAACGGGGUUGGGGAAGGGGUUAGGUGUUAAUAUUGGCAAAUUCUAUUAUGCAAAUGGCAUUUUUUUUUUCAAAGUGCCUGUGCAAUUCGUGUGGACUAAUGCUGCGUUUAAAUGUAGCGUGAAUCACUGCGUACGUGAGGGAAAUUUCUAAAAUGAAGGGCAAUCCUUUUUUUUUUUUUGUUUAUGCUCGCCCUUUUCCUGCACGCGGAGACGCCGUCUUUAUCUUACACCGCAAAAACUGAACUGAUUUCUAUUCUUCAUUGAAUACUCGCACAUUCGGGCCGUUUAACUCUUUUAAAGAUCUUGACCUGUUCACUCUCAGAGCCCCUAAUGGCUGCGUUUAACGCUGCUGAUUGCACCCACGGUCUUCCUCUUCUGAAUGCAUUGGGAGGAGUUCGGAACGAGUUACUUGAUUUGUGGCAAAUUGAAAUGAUGGUCAAGACAAACGUUCCAUGAAUGGUGUGCAAGAUUUCUUGCAAGUGGAGAAAACAACGGCAGAUUUGGUAAACGUUCAUUACUAGAAUGACAAAGUGGUUGUUUUUUUUUCCCAACAUUGUUGUGAAUUGAGAGAAACAGUUCUGGGGUCAACACAUUGGACUCAUUUUCGACGCAAUUUUUUGAUGUCUUCAAAGUACACGCGCUAUAAUGUGACAUUGGUUAAAUCCUGAGCCGAUGAGAACCUAUUUAUUUGAGAUACUUUUAUUUUAAUCUUAAAGAGUUCAGCAAUUAACAUAUUCACGUUAUGUUAUUAUGUGUGUACAUUUAUCAUUUAAAUUAGCGCCAGUAUUAAAAAUAAUAAUAAUAAAACACACACACACACACACACCAAAUACAAGAUAACUAAAUCUGUUAAAAAAUAUAUAGUAUCUUUGUGUUUGGCCUGAAACUUUAUUUUAGGUAACGGCUUCUAUUUAAAUUUCAAGUCGAACAUAACGAGGAUGAAUCAUUGCGAAACUUCGGUUCUGACUCUGUAUUGAACUUUUAAAAGCACAUCGGUAUAGAGACGAUACAACAAGCGCUUGGGUGAUCAGCUCGCCGGUUCGCUUUCACACUCAUCAGCGUACUUUAUCGGUCUUGAUAGCUUAAUUUUAUUUCCAACAUUGACGAUGCUCCAAAGGUUCAGGCAAGAUGACUCACUUCCAGACAUCCUCUCUUACAGGAAUGCCGAUCAUCCCGAUCAUCGUCUACGCAGCCAUCCGAGGAACAGACGAUGAGCUCAACAAGCUGUGA
Molecule: messenger RNA, 21364 nt
Organism: Lymnaea stagnalis (great pond snail)
Lineage: Eukaryota; Metazoa; Mollusca; Gastropoda; Lymnaeidae
Source: the annotation of a GenBank genome assembly